Messenger RNA from Pseudozyma flocculosa PF-1, 2769 nucleotides. RefSeq lists its product as uncharacterized. The coding region runs from base 1 to 2769 and encodes 922 amino acids. The transcript has a single exon. The record is from RefSeq and is a predicted model, not a curated record. NCBI's taxonomy places the organism in Eukaryota, Fungi, Basidiomycota, Ustilaginomycetes, Ustilaginales, Ustilaginaceae.
AUGAACAGCCGUGAAGCACAGAGGGCGCCACACAAUGGACCCCCGCCCGGACAACCGGACUACUGCCGCCUAGCUCGGGACGAGUCGCGACACAGCCUCGAGCGCCCGGGCUCGCCCGUCGACGCCAGCUUCGUCCGUGCCCGCUCGGCAGGCUAUAUAGGCCAGGACGGCCAGGACGGCAGCUGCGUGCCCGUCGACGCAGAUCACCACGAAUCUGCCUCCUCUUUCCACGGCAACGACGGCGAUAUCACGAUGCUCAACCUCGACCGCUUCCAGAGCAGGGCCUCGACCCUCAUCGACAGGCCUUACGUGCUCACCGGCCAGUCCGGGGACGCGCCGGACGACGAGCCCCGGCAUCACAAGCUCGACAUGCCGACACCGGGUCCGUCGGGCGGCGCAACACCGACCACGGCGGCCGCCGACGACGGGCAGCUUCUGUACAUAGCCAAGGGCGACAAGAAGUUCCAGCCGCCGUGGUUCCUGCUUGGGCCAUCGGUCGCUGUGCUGCUCCUCACGGCGGGGCUGGCGACGAUUAUGGUCGUCUGGAUCCAGACGCACCGGCUGCCGCUCGAGAGCGAGGGCGUCAUCUUUGUGCGCGAGGGCGUCGAGGACGAGCCGGACCGACCAUAUACCAACCCGUCGAUCGGGCGCGACAACGAGCUGCGCUUCAACACCCAGAUUGCGCACAGCACGGGCCUCAGCUUCUCGACGGUCAUUUCGACGGUUGCCGGCGCCUCCAUCUACCCGUACAUGGCGCUGAUCGCCUACAGCCUGGCCACCGACUGGCUCAUCCUCCAGGCGCGCGUCGCCGAGAGCCCUUCGGCGGCGCUGCGCGAGAAGCUGCCGACGCCGAUGCAGUACGCGCUGCUCCUCCAGCUCUGCAGCAGCCAGUCGCUCGAAGCCGUGUGGAACACGCUGCGCCACAUCUUCCUCGAUCGCGGCUCGCGCGCCACCGUGCCCGGCCUGCUGAAAAAGGCCGUCACCUGGCUGAUUGUGCUCCUUCUCGUCAACACGGCCAUCGCCUGGACCGACUUCUGGCUCCACGAGACGGUCAAGAUUGUCCAGAUCGUCCACGUCGAUCCGCAAUCCGAGAUGCGCGGGUACGGCACGGCGCUCAACACCACCCUCUGUCCCGAGUUGGAGCUGUCGCAGGGGCCCGACGCUGCGGCGCCGCUGCCCUGCCUGGUCAGCAUCGACCCGACGACGGGGCAGCCCACGUUUGCCGAGGGUCCGGAUCUCGAGUCGCUGCAGGUCAGAUCCGAAGGGUCGCUGACCUUUGAAGGCCUCUCGACGACGCACGCCGUCGACGACCUGAGCCUGCCCGAGCAGACGUCGCGCCUGGAUCGACUGCGCAUGCGCUUCUCGCCGAGUGCGGUGGCCAAGAACGACUCGCUGGUCUUUGCGACGGCGCCAGGCAUCGAUGGCGGCCAGAUCUUCCACAUGCCCACCAUCGGCCUCGAGACCGAGUGCCAGAUGAUUGCCACGUCCUGCGCCCACGACCCGACCUCGUUCGACUGCACCAACGCCGGCUAUCCAGAAAUUCGCAGCGAGCUGGGCUUGGACCUCGCCGCGCGGUUGCAGCUGGUCACGCUCGCCGACCGGUCCCAAAGCGCGGCCGACGGCUCUACUCAUGUCGCCUUCAAGCCGGCCAACCCGAUCCGGGUGGGCGUGGUGACGAGCUACAUGGACUCGAACACGAGCGACGUCGCGGGCACCGGCUUCGAGACGAUGCAGCAAUCGCAGCAAGGCGGCGGCGGUGGCAGCGUUCACUUUGUCUACUCGAUCGCCGUCUGCAGCCUGAGCUUCUACGAGCUCGACGUCGACUUCUUCAACUCCACCUUUAGCCUGCGCGGCGACCGACGGCUGGCUCCCGACUCGCUGGCGUUCCAGCUGUCGGGCCCGCUCGUCUCUGGGCGCGUGGGGCGCACGCUGGGCUCGGCGCUGUCGGCCGUGACGGGGCGGCUCGAGGGCGAGCACUUUGCGGCUGAGCUCGGGUACACGCUGGGCUACGCGCUGCUGUCGGAGGCGUCGGGCCUGCUGGCGCCCGUCGAUGUGGCCGUGCUGCAGUCGGAGCGCGUGCUGGCGAGCCAGUACCCGGUCGUGGCCCUCUACUUCUACUUUGGGCUGCUCUACUCGUAUGCGCUCGUGGCGCUGAUCCUGUUUGCGUGGGCGUGGAGCUCGUCGUCGGACUCGGUGGCCUACGACUGCCCGCGGACGGGGAGGCGCGUCGAGAUGCCCGCCGCCACGCUGGCGCAGCGCGUCCUCAUGGACCCGGGCCGCCUGAUUGCGAGCCACCUGGGCGGCAACCAGACGCACGCCCACGGCGCCACGCUCGCAUCGGUCGCCACGAUGCUCGCCCACGCCGCGCCGGGUGUCGGGGGCACCAACAGCGAAAAGGCCGGCAUCCAAGACUCGGCGACGUCGACGGGCGUGCAGGCGGGGAUCCUGCCGCUGAACCGUCAAGCCGUUUUGCGGACGACGGCGACGGACAUGUUGGAUCUGUUCGACGAACCGGUGCACCAGGAGCGCCUCGUCAUUGGCCUCGAGACGGGCGGUCGAGGCUUUGGCGUUUGGCCCGUGUCGCAGGCGACCGGAGCCGUGGGCCAGGCUGGUGGUGGCGGUGGGCGGAGCGGCAAGCGCGACAGCCUGAUCCGCGCCUCGAACCUGUUGCACCACCCGCUCCAGAACCACCAACAGCAUUGCGACCAGCCUGUUUGCAAUCGCGAUCAGGACCAGGACUUUGCGCCGGCUGGUGGCCGUUACCGCUGA